Fukomys damarensis (Damara mole-rat) is the source of this 1032-nucleotide messenger RNA. It is a transcript of the gene Syngr4, whose product is annotated as synaptogyrin 4. NCBI's taxonomy places the organism in Eukaryota, Metazoa, Chordata, Mammalia, Rodentia, Bathyergidae. Bases 252 to 956 code for a protein of 234 amino acids. Gene Ontology annotation, cellular component: synaptic vesicle membrane; neuromuscular junction. The record is from RefSeq and is a predicted model, not a curated record. The transcript has 5 exons.
GGGAAAGGGGGCGGGACUUCCGCGCAGCCAAUCAGCCAGGGAGGAGCGAAAAGGCGGGAAAAAGAGGAACCAGAAGAAGGCUGAGGCGGUACCCUCGAGCUGGAGGGGAGGGAAAGUGCAAGGCAGAGACGGCCUUCAGGUGACGCCCACCGGCCCUGAGAGCAGAGCAGCUGAACCCAGGUGGGCCCACAGCACGCAGACCCCGCACCGGUGUCUCCACGCCCUAGGGCCCCAGCAGGACAGCGGCCGCCAUGCGCCUCCCCGAGAGCCUGCAGGACCUGGCCAGCAGCGAGGCCGUGCGCUUCCUGAGGAGGCCAAAAAGCAUCACACGGAUCCUCGCAGGGGUCUUCGCCCUGGUUGUCUUCUCCUCCCUGCUGACCGAUGGCUACCAGAACACGACAGACUCCCCGAAGCUGCACUGUGUCCUCAACAGCAACCGCGCAGCCUGCAGCUUUGCCGUGGGCGCCGGUUUCCUCGCCUUCCUCAGCUGCCUGGUCUUCCUCGCCCUGGAUGCCCGUGAGACCCACAUGGUCAACACCCACCUCAAGAUGGUCUUCUGGCUCCUGGACAUCAUCCUGGCGGUCCUCUGGGCCAUCAUCUGGUUCGUGGGCUUCUGCUUUCUGGCCAACCAGUGGCACCAUUCAUCCCCCAGAGAGUUCCUCUUGGGCAGCGCCAGCGCCAAGGCAGCCAUCACCUUCGCUUUCUUCUCCAUCUUUGUCUGGAUAUCCCAGGCCUACCUGGUAUUCCAGGACCUCCGGAGCGACGUCCCGGUCCCGUACAAACGCUCCCUGGAUGAGAGGGGCGUGGUGCUGACCACCCUCUCCCCACUGUCCACCUCCAGCUCCGUGAACCUGCCCAUCUCCAGCCCCAUCAGCCAGAGUUACUCCAGCUCUGCCCUGUCUCCCUACACGACCACCCCGAAGGCCGCCUGCCUGGCCAUGAUGCCAGACAGCUAAACGCCCUUGUCCCACAGCAGUAAAUAGAGAUUGUUUCUCCAGAGGGUUUCUGAAACAGCACUGUGCUCCUCCUGUC